This is a messenger RNA of Lodderomyces jiufengensis, 600 nucleotides long. RefSeq lists its product as uncharacterized. Gene Ontology annotation, cellular component: preribosome, large subunit precursor. Lineage: Eukaryota; Fungi; Ascomycota; Pichiomycetes; Serinales; Debaryomycetaceae. The transcript has a single exon. The record is from RefSeq and is a predicted model, not a curated record. Gene Ontology annotation, biological process: ribosomal large subunit assembly. The coding region runs from base 1 to 600 and encodes 199 amino acids.
AUGGCUAAAUCUACACAACCAACCAAACAACAGAAUAAAAAGACGUCGAAUAGAAGAAGAAAGAAAAGAAGAACUGAAGAUUUUUCAUCAUCAUCAGAGUCAUCCUCUUCAUCAUCAGAUUCAGAAUCAGAAGUGGAAGAAAUAAAUGAAACAAUAAAUGAAACAAAUGACAACAUAAUACCCAACCCAAUCAAUGUUGAUGAUAUAGAACUAGAUAUAGAGGAAAAAUCAAACAAAUAUGCCCCUGAAAAUUUAACAUACGACCAAAAGCAAAAACUAUCAAAAAUUCCAUUUACAAAAACCCCAAUAUCAUCAAUAACAAACUCAAAUACAACAACAGCUUUGAAAAAUAUACCCAACCUUACGGAAAUCAACAAUCAAAUAUCACAACAAAAACAACAAAUAAAUACAGAUUUCUUAAAAAUUAUGUCAACUGAAUUUAGUAAUGAUUUAGAUGAACUAAGAACAAAACCUGAUUUUAAACAAAAUUCUUUAAUUACAUUAGCUAAAGCUUUACAAAGUGGUUCUAAUAUGUUUGAUUAUGAUAUUAUUAAGGGAUUGUUGCAACAAGAAGAAACACAAAAAAUUGAACAAAAUUGA